AUCACACUUAAAACAAAUCAAUAAAUUUAAAUUUUAAACAAAAAAAAGUAAUCAACUUUUGCAUCCCAUAACAUAAUAACAUCCCCAACUAAGAAAGAAAUGGCAAUCCCUGAAGAUGUUGAAAGUCGUGAUGGAAGUUUGUUGGAGCCAUUUGUUGGGGAAAAGAAUGGAAUUGAUAAAAAAUAUGAGACCAGUGAGAAAAAUGGUGGAACCCUUGGAAUGGUUUUUCUCAGCACUGGUAUUGCAGUUUGUGGGUCUUUUAUAUUUGGUUGUUGUGUUGGAUAUUCUGCGCCUACCCAGUUUGGUAUUAUGGAUGAGCUUAGCCUUUCCUAUUCUGAGUACUCAGUCUUUGGAUCCAUCCUAAAUAUUGGAGCUAUGAUUGGUGCUGUCACAAGUGGGCGAAUUGCGGACUUUAUCGGCCGGAAAGGGGCUUUGAGGAUGUCAUCAUUCAUAUGCAUGGCGGGAUGGAUCGCAAUCUACUCAUGCCACGGAUCUCUGUUGCUUGAUUUUGGCAGAUUUUUAACCGGAUAUGGCAUUGGUGUUAUUUCAUAUGUGGUACCCGUAUUCAUUGCUGAGAUUACUCCCAAAGAACUCAGAGGAGCAUUAGCAUCUGCAAAUCAGUUCUUCAUUGUUGUUGGAAUAUUGGCAAUCUAUUCAUUAGGUGCACUUGUUAAAUGGAGGAUCCUUGCCCUAAUAGGAACCAUCCCAUGUUUUGUUGUGAUUGUUGGUCUUUACUUCAUUCCAGAGUCUCCCAGAUGGCUGGCAAUGGUUGGUUGUGAGGGCGAGUUCGAAUCAUCGCUUCAGAAACUUAGAGGAUCUAAUGCUGACAUUUCUCAAGAAGAGAGUGACAUUAUAGAUUCUUUAGCCCUUAUCAGAACACUCCCAAAAGUAACCGUACUCGAUUUGUUUCACCCACGAAACAUACGAUUUGUCAUCGUUGGAGUUGGAUUGAUGGUGUUUCAACAAUUUGGUGGAAUAAAUGGAAUUAUUUUCUAUGCUGACCAAAUUUUUGCAUCAGCAGGAGUUUCUCCAAGUAUGGGAAGUAUUCUCUACUCUGGAUUGCAGGUUUUUGUCACAGCAUGUGCUGCAAGCAUAGUUGAUAAAGCUGGAAGAAGACCACUUCUAAUAAUUUCUGCUUGUGGAUUGCUUCUGAGCAAUCUGUUGAUUGGAACUUCCUUCUUAUUAAAGGGACAAGGUUUAGCUCUCGAGUUGGUUCCGAUCCUAGCAAUCACUGGUGUCAUGCUUUAUAUAGCCUUCUUUUCAAUAGGAAUGGGAGCAAUUCCUUGGGUUCUAAUGUCUGAGCUGUUUCCAUUGCAUCUGAAAGGAAUUGCAGGGAGUUUGGUGACAUUGGUAAACUGGUCUGGUGCAUGGUUUAUAUCAUUCACCUUCAAUUUUCUUAUGAGCUGGAGUUCUUCUGGUACAUUUUUCUUGUAUGCUUGCAUAUGUGCCUGCAAUAUCUGUUUCAUUUCCAAAUUGGUGCCCGAAACGAAAGGCCGAACACUCGAGGAGAUUCAAGAAUUUGCAGAUUAUCGACCCUACACUCAGCGCCAAGUCAUGGGGGAGAAAGAACCACAAGAAAACACAGAAAUUUCAAAACCAUUACUUUCAAGAGACAAUAUUUGUGGUUUGGUUGAUGAAUGUGGUGUGAAAUCAAGCCAAGAUGUCACAUUUAUGCUCAUCUUCACCUCAUUUAUUGUUGUUUGUGGCUCUUAUAUUUCUGGAAAUGCUAUAGGGUACACAUCACCAGCUGAAUCAGGCAUUUUAGAAGAUCUGGGUAUUUCUUUGGCAGCAUUUUCCCUUUUCGGGUCACUGUUGACAGUUGGAGGACUAAUAGGAGCAAUAUUAUGUGGGAUGGUCGCAGACCUCCUUGGUCGAAGAGGCGCAAUUUGGUUGUCAAGUACAUUUUGCAUAGUGGGCUGGCUUGCAGUUGCAUUAUCAAAGGGUGUCUGGUCACUCGACCUGGGAAGACUGUUUCUGGGACUUGGAUCGGGAAUUUUUUCCUAUGCGGUACCUAUUUAUAUUGCAGAAAUCACACCGAUGAAUUGCAGAGGAGCAUUUAUGUCUCUUAUGAUGGUUAUGACAGGUAGUGGCAUAUCGUUAACAUUUGUCCUCGGUUCCGUUUGUAGCUGGCGCAUUUUGGCUCUACUUGGUAUUAUUCCUUGUUUAAUUCAAGUCGUUGGUGCAUUCUUUAUUCCCGAGUCGCCCAGAUGGCUGGCAAAAGUUGGUCGAGUAAAGGAGUUAGAAAUUGCUCUUAAGAGGCUAAGGGGAAAGAAUGCUGAUAUUUCUCAUGAAGUAGCUGAAAUCAUAGGUUAUGGACAAAACUUGAAUCAGAUAGCAGAUGACGGAAUUAAAGAGUUAUUCAAGCAAAGAUAUGCGCGUGCAAUUAUUAUAGGAGUUGGCUUGAUGUUAUUGACACAGUUUGGAGGGCUUAAUGGUUAUAUGUUUUAUAUGAGCUUUAUCUUGGAAUCGGCAGGUUUCCCAGGUGAUGUUGGGUCUAUGUUAACCGGUAUUGUUCAGAUAGUGAUGAACAUUUUCGGAUUAUUAUUGAUCGAUAAAUACGGAAGGCGCCCUCUAUUACUAGUUUCUUUGGCCGCAAUGUGCUUAGGUUCAGUGUUUACAGGAUUGUCCUUCCUGUUGCAGGGACACCAUUUCGGAAAUGAUUUCACUGGAAUUUUAGCACUUAUAGGAGUAUUGGUAGCCAUAGGAUCUGUUGCAAUGGGUAUGGCAGGAAUACCAUGGAUUAUAGUAGCAGAGAUUUUUCCUGUAAAUAUAAAAGGUUCAGCAGGAAGUCUAGUGAAUGUGGUCAAUUCAAUUGGGUCCUGGACUGUUGCCUACACAUUCAACUUUUUAUUUCAAUGGAGCUCACCAGGAGUAUUUUUCAUGUACGCAAUCAUGGCUGCAAUGGGGAUCAUAUUUGUAUUGAAGUUGGUACCGGAGACAAAGGGACGAACACUUGAAGAAAUUCAAGCAUCAAUCAUAACUCAGUAAACUUAGUAUCAAUCUUCAUAUAAGAGAGUAACUUAAUUCCAUAAUGGAGAUGGAAAAUGCUACUAUUCGAUUCAAUUAUUUUGUAUCAAAUUUUAUUCCAACUGCUAUUGUUGUUAUUUAAAUAAAAAAAUUAUAUUCACAUCA
This is a messenger RNA of Mercurialis annua (annual mercury), 3132 nucleotides long. RefSeq lists its product as uncharacterized. The coding region runs from base 100 to 2988 and encodes 962 amino acids. Gene Ontology annotation, biological process: transmembrane transport; carbohydrate transport. Gene Ontology annotation, molecular function: sugar transmembrane transporter activity. NCBI's taxonomy places the organism in Eukaryota, Viridiplantae, Streptophyta, Magnoliopsida, Malpighiales, Euphorbiaceae. Gene Ontology annotation, cellular component: membrane. The transcript has 37 exons. The record is from RefSeq and is a predicted model, not a curated record.